GGGGAAAAAAAUCUAAAAGGAGAAAGUUUCUCGAAGUUUUCCACCUGCACUCCAAAUCUCUCGGCCGGCGGCGAAGACAACUCUAUAAUCCCUAAAAAUGGCCACUUCGCUCGCGACUUGUUCUCCGUCGCCUCCUCUCCUCCGUCAGCCCAUGUCUCUCCUGACCCGCUUCCGGAGAAGCUGUCUCCCCCCCUCCCUCGGCCUCGCCCGCCGCGCCCUCACUGCCGUCGUUGCCGCCGCCGUCAGACAGGACGCUGCGACCUGGACGCAGGCGCCCCUCAGCCUCGUCGCCCCCGCGGACGCGGACGCCUCCCUGUUCCACGUCGCCGUGGACGUCUCAGAGGCUCCCGAUCUCGCCGCAUCUUUCACCGCCCCGGGCCAGUACCUCCAGCUCCGCGUCCCUGAGGCCGAAAAGCCCGCCUUUCUCGCCAUCGCCUCCCCGCCAUCCUUCGCCUCCUCCCGCGGCGAGUUCCAAUUUCUCGUCAAGAGGUUCCCCGGCUCCACCGUCGACCUUCUGUGCGGGCUUGGGCGAGGGGACGUCGUCGAGCUGAGUGUGGUUAUGGGCAAGGGAUUUCCGGUAGGCCGCAUCUCGCCUCCCGAUGCCUUCCCCACCGUCCUCAUAUUCGCCACCGGAUCUGGAAUCAGUCCCAUUCGUUCACUCAUCGAGUCAGGUUUUGGUGCCACUGAAAGACAAGAUGUGAGACUUUACUAUGGAGCUAGAAACCUUAAGAGAAUGGCAUAUCAGGAGAGGUUCGAGGAUUGGGAAUCAACUGGAAUCAAAAUAAUACCUGUUUUGUCGCAACCCGAUGAAAGAUGGAGUGGCGAAAGAGGAUAUGUACAGGCGGCUUUUUCAAGAGCUAAAGAUAUACUAAAUCCUUCAUCAAUUGGUGCUGUGCUUUGUGGGCACAAACAAAUGGCUGAGGAUGUUACAUCGCAACUUGUGGCUGAUGGUGUAUCGAAGGAGACAAUCUUGAUGAACUUCUGAUCAAGGAGGGUGAGGCCCCUUUUGUUGUUGCAGCUGUUAUACAUAAUUCGUUAUCAGAUGCCACGAUCGCUUGACCGAAUUUGAAGUAGAAAAUAACAAGUUAUCACAAGUCGAUUUGUUCAUCCUUCUUAUUACAUGUAUUAAGUAUCUCCAUCGUGUAUGUUCUGAGAUGAAUUUUUUAGAUUUAUAUUUUGAUUAAAAUUGUUACGUGAGCUAGUACUGACCAAAAAUUUCAAGCAAUACAAUACUACUCUACUGAGCUUAUGAGAA
This is a messenger RNA of Zingiber officinale, 1255 nucleotides long. RefSeq names its product fruit protein pKIWI502-like. The transcript is spliced from 5 exons. Lineage: Eukaryota; Viridiplantae; Streptophyta; Magnoliopsida; Zingiberales; Zingiberaceae. The record is from RefSeq and is a predicted model, not a curated record. Bases 98 to 985 code for a protein of 295 amino acids. Gene Ontology annotation, molecular function: oxidoreductase activity.